Messenger RNA from Wickerhamiella sorbophila, 927 nucleotides. RefSeq lists its product as hypothetical. NCBI's taxonomy places the organism in Eukaryota, Fungi, Ascomycota, Dipodascomycetes, Dipodascales, Trichomonascaceae. The record is from RefSeq and is a predicted model, not a curated record. The coding region runs from base 1 to 927 and encodes 308 amino acids. The transcript has a single exon.
AUGAGUGCCACAUCUAUACCUCACCAAAGGUCCAAGUCAUUGGGAGACAUAGAGCCGCUCGGCUACGGUAACGGACCCAGCCUUCCUCCAGAGUCUCCGCAAACACCCACGUCCACAAAAUCAGCCAAGUUUUCAGUGUCUCCCAAACUUGGUUUGAAGCCUGUCUAUUUAUUGGGCCGUCGAUCGUGGUACAAUCUUAGAUGCAAGUUCAAGCAGGAGGAAACAGUGCGCGGUUUCGAGCUCAUUUCUUCCAGUGCUCAGUUUGCUAACCCGUCGGCCCAAUGGUUGCCAUUGCCAGUAAACAACUGCCAUUCGGGCACCUCGAACACCGCCAAACCUGGGGCUGCUUCUGACGUUCUGGGAGAGCCCUUUGGGGGCGGCGAAAACUACUAUUCGGUUGUCACGCCAGAGGAUAGUGAUCGGGAGUCGGCCUUCUCGUACGACGGACCCUUCAGACAGCUAUCGAUGCACUUUUACAAGCAACAGUCUCCUAUCUACGAUUAUGACUCGGACUAUGACGACGAUUAUGGCGACUACGAUAACUACAUACCUAGCGAUGGCGGCGACGAAGAGGACUUGUCCCACCUCGAUGGCGCCUCCUACGGCUUCUACCAGCACAGCAACACCAAUACCACACAGUUUCGCGCACGAGAAUCAUACGAUGAUCUAAUUGAUGAAGUUUGCCAACUUAUGUCUGAUCAAGACCACGACGAAUUCCUGCCCACUCUCAGCAGAUCGCGAUCUGAGAUUUGCCAGCGACAGCGGGCUCCUACCGUCCACAGGCGCUACUCAAUGGUAAUUCGGGGAUCGGAUAGAGUUGUAACUCUAUUUUCUCCGCUAAACAGCCCCGCUCGUGACCAAAGCGUGAGGAGCAACCGUACGGUUUUGACCCCUAUCACAGAAGCGCCUCCAACGUUUGUCCUUUGA